AUGACCCGCAUACGAGUAGCCAUCAUUGGCGGUGGUCUCGCCGGAGCCAGCUUAGCCAAUGCUCUAUUCUGGCUUCCACACCUCGACAUCCAGGUCUUCGAGGCAGCGCCCGAGUUCUCCGAGCGCGGCGCCUCUAUCGGGCUUUCCAAGAAUACACUCGAAACCCUAGACCAGAUACUUCGCGCUGCAGAAAGACUGUUGAUAGAAGAAGCUGGAGCCGUUGUCUCGAAGUCAGCGCGCGUCAUGAUGGGCUCGGGCGAAGAGGCCGUCUACAGAGCUUCGUUCCUGCGCCUGCUCUUAGCCCCGUUGCCUGACCAUAUGUUACACACCAAUAAGAAGCUUGUCUCCCAACACACGAGUUCGAACGGCAGGGUCGAGGUAGUGUUCGAAGACGGUGCCGUGGACCACUUCGACGCAGUCAUCGGUGCAGAUGGAAUAUUCAGUUCCGUCCGCGACUUCGUCCUCCAGGAUGAAGCUCUAGAACACGAAGCAUCGCCUGCUGGGUUCUGGGACUGUUCGAACUUGGUGCCGUUUGACAAGGCGUCAGCUGCCCUUGGCGAGGAAUAUUUUCGGGAGGGUAGGCAGUACGGCUGGAUCGGACACGGGGCGUUCUUACUCCAUGGUGUACUAGAGAACAGAACCAUGGUCCAAUGCAUAGUCUCAGGGACCGAAUCAGACCCUGCUAGAGAUCGAAAACGUGUUGUGACGCGGGAGAGCUUAGAUAAGGUGUUCGAGAGCUGCGAAGGCGGGCCUACUACGAAUGGCAUAAUUGAUGAACACAAGUCCACGCCCACUUACGCAAACGGACGGAUCUGUAUCGUCGGUGAUGCCGCACAUGCAGCGACGCCGUGGCAGGGGGCCGGCGCUGGACAAGCCAUUGAAGACGCUGUGGUCCUCGGAGCCCUGUUCGGCUGCAUCUCUUCGUCUGAAGAAAUCGAUGCGGUGUUCGAGGCUUUUGAUGGAGUUAGGAGACCUAGAUGCCAGCAAGUCAUCGAUUCUAGCAGGGAGACGGGGCGGAUCUUGUGCGGUCAGAUUGGGGGUGUUCAUGAUGUUGACGGUUUCAGAGAGGCGCUGGCACACAGGUGGGAUUUUUUAUACGACUUCGAUAUUGCGCGGCACAAGGAGGAAGCAUUGGCGAAGCUGGAGGAGAUGAAGGGGAGGGACUGA
This is a messenger RNA of Anthostomella pinea, 1167 nucleotides long. Lineage: Eukaryota; Fungi; Ascomycota; Sordariomycetes; Xylariales; Xylariaceae. The record is from the annotation of a GenBank genome assembly.